Molecule: messenger RNA, 1089 nt
Organism: Anoplopoma fimbria (sablefish)
Lineage: Eukaryota; Metazoa; Chordata; Actinopteri; Perciformes; Anoplopomatidae
Gene: selenot2
Product: selenoprotein T, 2
Exons: 6
Biological process (GO): cell redox homeostasis
Cellular component (GO): endoplasmic reticulum membrane
Molecular function (GO): thioredoxin-disulfide reductase (NADPH) activity
Source: RefSeq, a predicted model, not a curated record
UGCAGCCUGGCCUUCCGGAGACGCGUCAUCAACAUGGCGGAGUUCAGUCCUGCGGGCCUCCUGGCGGCUCUGCUCCUCUUCACGGCGCUGACGGUCCGGGACGUUUAUCUCGGCCGUUCGAGCCCGCAGCACGGACAGCAGCCGGCCGGAAGCCCCGCUCUGCCCCCGGACCCGCUGCCGGACGCAGGGCCCGGGGCCCCCGCGGGGCCGAGCCUCCACACCGGGCCCGCGCUCAGGUUCCAGUACUGUAUCUCCUGAGGUUACAAUAAAGUGUUCCAGGAGUACUCUCGAGCCAUCAGCCAGCUGUACCCGGACAUCCGCAUCGAGGGCGAAAACUACCCCCCCACCCCCUUCAACAGGUGUGUUGGUAACCUGAUCUCUUACCUGAAGCUCCUCUCCAUCCUGCUGAUCGUUAGCGGUCAGAAUCCCUUCAUACUCCUCGGCCUCGACACUCCCAGAGCCUGGAACUGGAGUCAGGACAACAAGAUUUUCUCCUGUCUGAUGGCCUUCUUCCUCUGUAACAUGAUGGAGACUCACUUCCUGUCUACAGGAGCCUUCGAGGUCACUCUGAAUGACGUCCCCGUGUGGUCCAAGCUUCAGUCGGGUUACGUCCCAAACAUCCAGGAGAUCUUCCAGAUCCUCGACGACCAUCUGAAGAUGAACCAGGUGGAGCCCAUGAGCUUCUCGUCCUCUUAGAGCUGCACAGCUGUGCUGCGUUCAGGUGUCCCGGCUCAGUGGUACGUUCAGCCGCUGGCGUUCAUGAAGGUUCGGCCUUAAAGCAGACUCUGCGGGGCCCGGCCGGAUGUCCCCCGCCUCGAAACGAGCGUUCCCUCUGCACCGGGUCACAACUCAGCACUACAGUACCCAUAAUGCACCUGUCAGCACAGAUGGAGUCAGCUGAACUCACAGACUGACUGGUUUCUGUUGGGUCAGAUUGACUUUAUUUAUUUAGUGUGAGGUUCGGAAUUAAACUACGGUACCACUGUUAGCUUCAUGCUAAUUAGCCUCCGUCUGGACCGGCAGCACCCGACAGGAAACAGAAAUAAACAGAAAUGUACUGAAUCAAUAAAAUCUGGUUUAUGUAACAAA